Fibroporia radiculosa is the source of this 1707-nucleotide messenger RNA. RefSeq lists its product as uncharacterized. The coding region runs from base 1 to 1707 and encodes 568 amino acids. The transcript has 6 exons. Gene Ontology annotation, biological process: rRNA processing. NCBI's taxonomy places the organism in Eukaryota, Fungi, Basidiomycota, Agaricomycetes, Polyporales, Fibroporiaceae. The record is from RefSeq and is a predicted model, not a curated record. Gene Ontology annotation, molecular function: RNA helicase activity; nucleic acid binding; ATP binding. Gene Ontology annotation, cellular component: nucleus.
AUGGCCCACGCGGGUCCAUCUCCCUCAUUGACGUCGAAAAAGCGUGCUGGCGCAAGAAAGAAUGCCAUAAGAUUGUCAAAGUCCAAGAAAAUCUCCGAGAUACACGCUGUGGACGCCUUAGAGCAGGCUGCUCUGCAGUUCGAUGCGCCACCUGAUUUGAAGCUCUUUGCUGACUUGCCCAUCUCGGAUGCUACCAAGCGAGGCUUGAAGAAGGCUUUCUUCGUUAAGAUGACGGACAUCCAAGCGAAAAGUCUUUCCAUUUCCCUCAAGGGCAAGGAUGUCCUUGGUGCAGCUCGUACAGGAAGUGGGAAAACCCUUGCUUUCUUGAUCCCGGUCCUAGAAAUGCUGUAUCGUCGAAAGUGGGGGCCUCAGGACGGGCUGGGCGCUCUCAUCAUAUCACCUACGCGAGAAUUGGCAGUGCAAAUUUUCGACGUCCUGCGUUCGAUAGGUGGCUAUCAUAGCUUUUCUGCUGGUUUAGUUAUCGGUGGAAAGAAUCUCAACGACGAGCGGGAGCGUCUGUCGCGCAUGAACAUUUUGGUUGCUACUCCUGGUCGUCUAUUACAGCACAUGGACCAAACGAUCGGCUUCGAAUGCGAUAAUUUGCAGAUGCUAGUCCUGGAUGAAGCCGAUCGAAUAUUGGACAUGGGAUUCCAGCGCACACUCUCCGCGCUGCUGUCACAUCUUCCCAAAUCUCGCCAGACCCUUCUCUUCUCUGCCACUCAGACCAACUCGGUAUCUGACUUGGCACGUCUGAGUUUGAAGGAUCCCGUUUAUGUUGGCGUCCAGGAGCUCGAUAGUGCCGGUGCUACGCCGAAGAGCCUUGAGCAGCACUACGUCGUCUGCGAGCUCGAUAAGAAAUUGGAUAUACUUUGGAGUUUCAUCAAAGCCCACUUGCAAAAUAAAGUUCUCGUUUUUCUCUCGAGCUGCAAGCAGGUGCGGUUUGUAUUCGAGACAUUUUGUAAAAUGCAUCCGGGCGUGCCAUUGUUGCAACUUCACGGAAAGCAGAAGCAGAUGACGCGCCUAUCGACCUUCCAGCGAUUUACGACGAUGAAGCAUGCUGUGCUCUUUGCGACGGAUAUCGCUGCACGGGGGCUUGAUUUCCCUUCGGUGGACUGGGUACUUCAAGUGGACGCGCCCGAGGAUGCAGAGACGUAUAUUCAUCGCGUGGGACGGACGGCUAGGUACGAAAGCUCAGGCAAAGGGCUGCUUUUCGUCGUGCCGAGUGAGGAGGAUGGGAUGAGGCGUGCGCUGGAGAAGAAGAAUAUUGUGGUGGAAAAGAUCAAGAUUAAGGCGAGCAAGACGCAGAGUAUCGAAAACCAGCUCCAGAACCUUGCAUUCCAGGACCCUGAGAUCAAGUAUCUCGGACAGCGUGCGUUCGUCUCUUACCUCCGUUCGGUCUUCUUGCAGAAAGACAAGUCCAUAUUUAAGUUGAACGAGCUCCCUGUUGAGCGUUUUGCUGAGGCCCUUGGAUUGCCGGGUAUGCCCAAGAUUAAGUUCCUCGGCAAGGAAAUGGCGAAGAAGAAGAAGAAUGCGUCUCAUGCUAUCAUAGCUCCCGAAUCUGUUCUAUCGAAUCAGAAAGCUAAUCUGCUCGAUAGUGAGCUGGGCGAGAGCGAGGAUGAGGGUGAUUUAUUGGAGCAUAGCUCCAGCGAAGAGGAAGAAACCUCACCACCUGUUCCAGGACCAUCAGAGCCAGAUAAGGCAAGCUAG